AUGGCCCCUCGUACAUGUAAUGACCGACAGUCACAGCAAUCAGAUAAUACUAGAGGGCCUUCCUCAUCAAAAAGAGUGUCAUUAGAUUCGUCAACAAGCGGAUUUGAUCAGCAACAAAUGGAAGCGUGUCAAGCAAAGAAAGAUAUAUCACCAAGACGUCUGAAUGCUUCCCACGCUACCGCAAGACCAGCGUCUCCCCAUCUGGCGCGUCUUUCUCAUGUCCCUCGACGGUCGUUGCAAUAUGACUCUAUGGGAUCAGAGUUAACUGCGUAUCGUUCCAGCAAUACAAACAUUUCUACCGCAAUAGCUCAGGACUCAGAUUUUAGCUCUUAUGGUGUUAUUAUCCUUGGAAACUCUGGAGUAGGAAAAAGUUUACUUGCAAAUAUUUUAUUAAAAGAGGAAAUAUUCGAACAUGGCUGUGAUGCUGGCUCAGUGACACAUGAAACAGAAUAUGCUGAAAUGCAAGUUGGUAACCAAUGGUUGACCAUAUAUAAUAUACCAGGUCUAGUUGAGGCCGAUCAAAAAAAUAUAGAUUCGAACAAAAAAGAGAUAUACAAGGCAUUUCAAAAAUCUCCAACAGCCUAUGUUAUAUUCGUAUUUGGUGGUGGUGCCGGUGGACGUAUCAAAGACGAAGAUAUUCUUGCAUUUGAACUUAUUAAUACAGCCUACGGAUUUGAUGAGAAAUCGAUUGUGGUUGUCGUGAAUGAUUUGCCUAGCCAUCUUCCGGAACAUUAUCAAGGUGAAACAACGAUAAAAAUACAAGAUUUAUUAGGAAUGACAAGCUUGAACGUUUGUUUUCUACCACGGAUAAAUACGUCAGAUGAACAAUCUGUAGCGAAUAUUCGCGUAAGACUUGCUCUUGCAAUUAAAAAGUGUCGACCAAAAACAUAUAAAAAAUUGUGCGACAUCAAACUGAAUGUGGAUGAACUCAAACGACUGAAAGCGGAGUACAAAGAAAAACAAAAGGAGUCAUUGGUAAGAAUAACGCAAUGUCAAGAAGCAAUUCAUGAAAAACAAGAAGAAUUCGAACGAUAUAAACAGGAACAGGAAUUGGUAAUGCCACGAUAUCAAAUUUAUGAGAGAGUAGAGAAAGAGAGAAAACAGGGACUUCAAAAAAGAACAGUAAUGAAUUCUGAUGAUGAGCGAACAAGAGACGAACAGAAGUUAAACCAACUGCUCAAACAACAAGAAGUAAUAGGAGCAAAAAUUCAGUCAAUAAGCGUGAAGCUCGAUCGUCAUCCAGAACGGCGACUAAAUCAUCUUUUGGCGUCAAGCAGCCAAUUAUUAUACCCAUCUUUCGAUGAUACUUGUAUGAUAGCCAAUAUUCGUUUAUGA
Messenger RNA from Didymodactylos carnosus, 1335 nucleotides. NCBI's taxonomy places the organism in Eukaryota, Metazoa, Rotifera, Eurotatoria, Philodinida, Philodinidae. The record is from the annotation of a GenBank genome assembly.